AAAAUAACUACCUUCAAAGUUCUUCAAUAAAUUGUCUUAAUAAGUAGAAGAUGGCAUUUGGUCAAAGAGUGUUCCUCUUAAGUAUUGUUGCUUUGAAGACUUUAGGACUGGUAAUUGAAAAUGCAUUCACUACACCAAUUAUUGAACACAAGAAUUUUUUUACCCUUCCUGAUAUUUGGCAGUAUGCUGUUGAUGUCAACAAAUAUGGUCUUGAUUUAACUGGUAUAACGACAAUGACAAUUGAGGUGAAGGCGUGUCAAGAUGCUUCAAUUAUUAUGUCAAAUUCAGACGAUGGAGAUCCCAAAAAGCCCAUGUAUCAUUUUGUAAUCGGUGGCUGGAACAAUAAUCAAUCAGGAAUUCAAAGACGAGAAGACGAUACACUUUUACCGGUGGACAGCCGGCAAAACCACCAAUUUCUCACUCCUGAAGUUUGUAAUUGUAGUGAAUACCGACCAUUUUGGAUCAGUGCCAUAAAAGGAGAUCUAAGGAUAGGAAUAGGACUUAUCGUUGGUAUAAAUGAUAUUGCGGAGUGGACUGACCCACAUCCGUUUACAAUAAGAGGCAUAGGAAUAUACACAAAUAUUAAACAUAUAGGAGAUUGGAAGUUUUGA
Molecule: messenger RNA, 611 nt
Organism: Mytilus trossulus (common blue mussel)
Lineage: Eukaryota; Metazoa; Mollusca; Bivalvia; Mytilida; Mytilidae
Exons: 3
Coding region: 51-611 (186 amino acids)
Source: RefSeq, a predicted model, not a curated record